UCUUCUGCAGGGAGCUGCUCACUCGCUCACUCACACACGCUCCCUCACACAUACUCACACACACCGGGCCGGAGCGCGCGAGCUCCAACACACCCUCUACCGGAGAGCGAACCAACGUCUUUCGGGCUUCAGACUCCUCCUGGAAAUCUGGAAGUCUGUCGGAGCGAGGCGACGCUGAAGUACGGAGAGAAAGAGACCGCGAGAGAGUGAAGGGGCGCGCGCGCGCGCACGAGAUAGAAACAUCUCCAAAAGUGCCGUUAGCCGUUCGAAUUUGAAGAGAGUCUGAAGUGGCGUUGCCCCUCAGCCGGGGCUAACGGGCGCUCAACUGCCAAAAAAUGGACAAAGUUUUCACUUGUCUCGUCACCGCCGUGAGCCUCCUGGUGUCAGUGCGAGGACAGGUAUUUAAAGGCGAUUGCAACUUCGAGAAGCCGUUCGCCGCGUGCGGCUAUAGCCAGGGACGAGAUGACGACCUUGACUGGGAGCAGGCCAACACCAAAGAAAAGCCUUCAGUAAACCAGUGGAUGCCUCCGGGUUCUGCCUUCAUGAUGGUGAACACGUCAGGCCGUUUCGCUGGACAGAAAGCUCUGCUCCUGAGCCCUCAGCUCAAAGAAAAUGACACACACUGUGUCAUCUUCCAAUAUUUUGUGUCAGGAAGGGAGGGUGGCAGCCCUGGGUACCUCAACAUCUACAUAAAGGAGAAUAACAGUCCCAUGGGCCUGCCUGUGUGGAACACCUCAGGACCUGUCAGUCGGAGCUGGACCCAUGUAGAACUUGCCAUCAGCACCUACUGGCCCAACUUCUACCAGAUUGUCUUUGAAGUGGUGACCUCAGGCCAGCGUGGUUUGCUGGCCAUCAAGGAUGUCGUCGUCCAGGGCCAUCAGUGCAUGACGACGCCUCACUUUCUCCAUAUUAAAGGGGUAGAAGUGAACGCAGGGCAAACAGCUACCUUCCACUGUACUGUCAAUGGGGAGUGGAGAGACAACUUUCACUUGUGGCUACAGGGUAUUGGUGGACGCGAGGCUCCUAUGAAGUCCACUAAGCCGUGGAAUAACCAGCGCUUCAUUGGCAUGUUUGAUGUGGUGAAUACAACAAAACAAGACUCCGGUCGCUACCGCUGCAUCAUCCACUCCAACCGGGGUGUAGGGGUGUCCAACUAUGGAGAACUGACUAUCAAACAGCCCCCGGUGCCCAUCGCCCCUCCCCAGUUGACAGCAGUGGGUGCUACAUACCUGUGGAUUCAGCUCAACGCCAACUCUAUCAAUGGAGAUGGACCCAUUAUCAACCGUGAGGUGGAGUACCGCACUGUGUCCGGAACCAUGUAUGACCUACAGCCCGUGGACAAGACAUCGCACAAGAUCGGCCACCUGGACCCAGACACAGAGUACGAGAUCAGCGUGCUGCUCACUCGGCCACUGGAAGGGGGCACUGGGGCCCCCGGCCCACCACUCAGAGCUCGCACAAAGUGUGCUGAGCCCAUGCAUGGCCCUCGGCAGCUGAAGGUGGUGGACAUCAAGUCCAGGCAGGUGACCAUACGAUGGGAGCCUUUCGGCUACAACGUGACCCGUUGCCAUAACUACAGUCUGACGGUGCAGUACCGGGCCCGUGCGGGGGGUAAAGAAGAGAGCCGAGAAGAAGUGUUCUACGAUAGCAAGAGCUCUGCCCCCCAGCACACCAUCCACAACCUGACGCCAUACACCAACCUGAGCGUCAGACUGGUGCUCCGCAACCGCGAGGGCGUGAAGGAGAGUGACGAGAUCCACAUUCAGACCGACGAGGAUGUGCCGGGGGAGGUCCCUCUAGACUCCAUCCAGGCCAGUGUGUACGAGGAGAAGAUCAUUCUCAAAUGGAGAGAGCCAGCUCACACCUAUGGAAUCAUCACCCAGUAUGAGAUCUCCUAUAAAGCAGUUAGUUCUUUUGACCCCAUGUUGGACCUCUCCAACCAGAGUGGCAAGGUGAUCAAACUGGGCAAUGAGACGAGCCAUGUGUUCCUGGGGCUUUACCCUGGCUCCACCUACUCUUUCACCCUAAGAGCCAGCACAGCCAAGGGCUACGGACCACCGGCCAUUACUCAGGCCACCACCAAGAUCUCAGCUCCUUCUAUGCCUGCCUAUGAUCAGGAGACAUCUCUGAACCAGACAGACAGCACUGUUACUGUCCUCCUCAAACCUGCCCAAAGCAGAGGUGCACCAGUCAGUGUGUAUCAGGUGGUCGUGGAGGAGGAGAGGCCCAGGAGAGCACGUGGUGGGGAGGCAGAAAUCCUCCGUUGUUACCCUGUCCCCGUCCACUACCAGAACGCCACAUCUCUCAACUCUAAGUACUACUUCACGGCUGAGUUCCCUUCUGGCGGCAUCCCCUCCCCUCAGCCUUUCACUGUGGGGGACAAUAAAACCUACAGCGGCUUCUGGAAUGCACCCCUGCUACCCCACAAGAGCUACAGCGUCUACUACCAGGCUGUCAGCACUGCUAAUGGGGAGACUAAAAUAGACUGUGUGCGAGUUGCCACCAAAGCCGCUAUUCUAGUGACGCAGCUCACUACCCCCUACAUCCGCAUCGCUCCGGCUGCAGGCGACAACCAACUAACAGGGGCGGCAACCCACAAGCCAAAUGCAGUGGAGCCAGAGAAACAGACAGACCACACAGUGAAGAUCGCUGGGGUCAUCGCUGGCAUUCUCCUUUUUGUCAUCAUCUUCCUUGGUGUGGUCCUGCUCAUGAAGAAACGAAGAACCUAUCACUCCUACACUUAUUACCUGAAACUGGCUAAGAAGCGUAAAGAGACCCUGAGCAGCACUCGGCAGGAGAUGACGGUGAUGGUGAACUCCAUGGACAAGAGCUACACAGAGCAGGGCACCAACUGUGACGAGGCCCUCUCCUUCAUGGACACACACAACCUAAAUAGCCGCUCUGGAUCAUCUCCAUGCUCCCUCACCGUGAAGACAAACACACUGAGCACAGCUCUGCCCAACUCCUACUACCCAGAUCCCUUUGUGCCCACUGCUAUCUUAGAUGAAACCCAGACGAUGACGAGCGACACCAGCAGCCUGGCACAGUCACACACACACUCCACGCAUACACACUCUCUGCGCAAGCGGGACGGGGUGGAUGUUCCCUAUCAGACAGGGCAGCUGCACCCGGCCAUUCGUGUGGCCGACCUGCUGGAGCAUGUCACCCAGAUGAAGUGUGCCGAAGGCUACGGCUUCAAGGAAGAAUAUGAGAGCUUUUUCGAGGGACAGUCAGCACCAUGGGACUCUGCCAAGAAAGAUGAGAACCGGAUGAAGAAUCGCUAUGGAAACAUAAUUGCAUAUGAUCACUCUCGUGUGCGUCUCCAGAGCCUGGAGGGAGAACAGAGCUCCGAUUACAUUAAUGCAAAUUACGUUGAUGGCUACCACAGGCCAAACCACUACAUCGCUACACAAGGACCCAUGCAGGAGACUGUGAUUGACUUCUGGAGGAUGGUUUGGCAGGAGAACACAGCAACCAUCGUCAUGGUUACUAACUUGGUGGAAGUUGGAAGGGUGAAAUGCUGCAAGUACUGGCCAGAUGACACAGAGAUCUACCGAGACAUGAAGGUGACGCUGAUAGAGACCCAGCUCCUUUCUGAGUAUGUCAUCAGAACAUUCGCUGUAGAAAAGAGGGGGGCCCAUGAGAUCCGGGAAAUUCAGCAGUUCCAUUUCACAGGCUGGCCAGAUCACGGUGUGCCCUACCAUGCUACAGGCCUGCUGGGCUUCAUCCGCAGGGUGAAGGCGAAAUCACCUGCCAAUGCUGGCCCUAUUGUGGUCCACUGCAGUGCGGGAGCAGGACGAACAGGUUGUUUCAUUGUGAUUGAUAUCAUGUUGGACAUGGCUGAGAGGGAGGGCGUGGUGGACAUCUAUAACUGCGUCCGAGAGCUGCGAUCUCGCCGGGUCAACAUGGUCCAGACAGAGGAGCAGUAUGUCUUCAUUCAUGAUGCCAUUCUGGAGGCAUGUCUCUGUGGAGAUACCACCAUUCCAGCCAAUCAGCUUCGUUCUGUCUACUAUGAUAUGAACCGAUUGGAUCCACAAACCAACUCCAGUCCAAUCAAAGAGGAGUUCAGGACUCUGAACAUGGUGACCCCUACUCUCCGUGUGGAGGACUGCAGCAUUGCUCUGCUGCCACGGAACCAUGAGAAGAACCGUUGCAUGGAUGUGCUCCCGCCUGACCGCUGCCUACCCUUUCUCAUCACCAUCGAUGGAGAAAGCAGCAACUACAUCAAUGCGGCACUCAUGGAUAGUUAUAAGCAGCCUUCUGCUUUCAUUGUUACUCAGCAUCCCUUGCCAAACACGGUAAAAGACUUCUGGAGGCUGGUGCUGGACUACCACUGCACGUCUAUCGUUAUGCUCAAUGAUGUGGACCCUGCCCAGCUGUGCCCUCAGUACUGGCCAGAGAACGGUGUACAUCGGCAUGGCCCUCUGCAGGUGGAGUUUGUGUCAGCUGAUCUUGAGGAGGACAUCAUCAGCAGGAUAUUCCGCAUUUACAAUGCUGCUCGGCCUCAGGAUGGCUAUCGUAUGGUGCAGCAGUUCCAGUUCCUAGGCUGGCCCAUGUACAGGGACACACCUGUGUCCAAACGCUCCUUCCUCAAACUCAUUCACCAGGUAGACAAAUGGCAGGAGGAGUAUGACGGAGGAGAAGGACGCACUGUGGUGCACUGCCUGAAUGGUGGCGGACGCAGUGGAACGUUCUGUGCCAUCAGCAUCGUGAGUGAAAUGUUGCGACACCAGCACUCAGUUGACGUGUUCCACGCUGUCAAAACACUGAGGAACAACAAACCCAACAUGGUGGACCUACUGGACCAGUACAAGUUCUGUUAUGAAGUGGCUUUGGAGUAUCUUAACUCAGGCUAGCUGUGCUAGCCCACAAAAGACUGACAACUUUGGGAUAUUUUGACACAGUGGACGCUCAGUGUGUGUACAGCGCAGGUCCAGUGCGUGUGUACACGUGCGUGUGUACGUGUACAGUCUGCUUGUAUAUUUCAACAGAUGUUCAUUUAUCCGGCUGGGCAUUUUCAACAACUGCAAGAGCACAAUGUAAUGUCCAAGAAUUCUGCCAUCCUCUGUACUCUAACCGAAGUAUGUAUCCUAAGUGAAACCGCUGAUGUUCGCCUCACCCCCUUAUUAGUUUGGGCCUGUGUUGCCUUCAGCCACAAGUCUGUAUCAUGUUUCAGCUUUGCGCAAGGCAUUCUGUGUACAUCCUCGUAGUGUUUACCAUUUCUUACCGAUCUACACUGAAUCGUGUGAGUGGACACUACUGGGCAAGAAUAGAAUCUAAAUGUUAUUUUGGUGUGUAAAUCAAUCUUAAUAUGGUAAUGUAUAAAGAAUUCAUGGAAGCCCUGAAGGGUAAGGUAAAGAAAAAGAGGGAGAGUCACAUUUACAGCUGAUAUAUUUUUCUGCUGAGUAAUAAAACUCUGGUGCAUGUUAGCUCAUACCGUGUUGUCCUAUGAACGUCAUCAGCGAUAAGAUUUUGAGUCGCUCACAUUGCUCACACAUAUUUGCGUCAUGUAUCUGCUACAUAGGCCCUGUAGAGUUUAUGCACAAAUUAUAUGUGAAGAAUGAAACAUCACUGAAAUGUUCUCUCUUUUUUCAGCAUAAGAAACAUUUUAAUACCUUAUAUCACAAGUGGUUUUCUGAGUAAGCAUAACUGCAAAUGAACUCAUGGCACUCAAUUACCAUAUUUUCCCCAAUUAUACAAUGAUGCAUUACAGAAACAAGUGCCUAGUUAGCUGUUAUAUGUGAAAUCUUUACAGAGAUUAUGUUAUCCAGUGUGCCAAAGCUUUUUUGAUGGACACCAUAGAUAAAGUCUCAGCCAGUGUAUCAAUUCGAGUCAUGAAUUUUGUGUAUCCUUACGGCUGUACCAGCUACCUUAGGAUCUUUCUUAACAUUAGCUCAGCAGUCGCUAGCUAGAAACAGUUAUUUCUAAAUAGAAUAGCUAGAAAAGAAGAUCCUAAUAUGAGGUUUACAGUUGCUGCACUGGAGUAAAGUCCAAAAAGUUGCUUAUUUGCACCACAUAAACUAUUGUGUGCAUUAUGUAUUGUCAAAGUCAUCCCAUGCAAUAUGCUGCUGACAAAAGGCAUCUGUCCCUUGUGGUCAGUGUUGGUAUAACAUCAAUUCUGCAGGCCAGUUAGGUCCUGUUUUAGGGCUGCUUAGCAAUGAAAAUCAUUGAGCAGAUAUUUAUAAAAAUAAUUUUCAUCUGUUUUUAUUGUUUUACGCACAGCAAAAACUUUAAACAUGCAAAUUUGACUCUGGAACACACUUUUUUCACCUUGCCCUUCAUGGCUUCUGUGUAGAAUUGACAUGGCAACCAUCAUUGCAUACGUUGCGCCACGUUCAAAAGAUCCAAAGCUUUUUUCUUUUUUUUUUUUGCACUUUGUUUUUGAUAUUGUUUGUUUAUAUUGUAAAUAUGACCAGUGUAGUGUAUUAUUUAUUUGCACUGUGUAUUUCUGUUGUGAAACACAGUGACAAUCGUGUACUGGGUUCAUUGGUUGAAUUGCCCAGAAUGUAUUGUCAGCUUUGGUUAAUCUUGUUUGAAGAAAUAUUGUACAUGUUCAAAUAUAUACUGUAUGUAUCAUAGCAAAAAAAGCCUUGACCUUCAUUAUGUAUCGUAGCAAAAAAGCCUUGACCGUUUCUUUAUCUCAUUUACAUGAGUCAGUGGAAGUCUGGCCUGUUUUUGCUCUGCCUUGACAGUAGAUCAGUGCAGAAGGGCCCAUAUCCUACAUUUUUCUUGAUUUCUCUAUGUUCCAAAACCAGCCAUAAUUCAUUUUUGUUUUUAAUUUUUUAAUUAAACAGGCUGGUUUUGUUGCUGUGCCUUUAAGACUGAUUAUAGUAAAUGUCCUCUGCUCUGAUUGGCUGCCUCAUUUAAGAAAGCAUUCAGCACUCCUUAUUACUUAGUAUGAAUGGAUGGGCUGAACUGCUAUACUGAAAGGUGAAUUCAGAACAGGCUGUUUGUGCAGCUUAAUUUCCAUAAACACAUACAAAAGUUUCAGUGCCCCUGGUCAAAUGGCAUUUUGUUGAUUUUGUAAGUGAAAAUAAGUGACACAUUCUCUACAGAGAACACAAGUCUGCACAUUAUAAUGCACAAGUACUGUUUAUUUGAUGAAUUUAACAUACUGGUAAAAAAUAAACAUAAAAUGUGGCCUGUGCAAAAGUUAUUGCACAUAUUAUAUUUUAUGUUUACUUUCAUGCAACUUUGAUUACUCAAAACCUGCAUGAAACUAAAUUGCACAU
Colossoma macropomum (tambaqui) is the source of this 7232-nucleotide messenger RNA. Its product is annotated as receptor-type tyrosine-protein phosphatase mu-like. NCBI's taxonomy places the organism in Eukaryota, Metazoa, Chordata, Actinopteri, Characiformes, Serrasalmidae. Bases 336 to 4856 code for a protein of 1506 amino acids. Gene Ontology annotation, molecular function: protein binding; protein tyrosine phosphatase activity. The transcript has 34 exons. The record is from RefSeq and is a predicted model, not a curated record. Gene Ontology annotation, biological process: protein dephosphorylation. Gene Ontology annotation, cellular component: membrane.